UGCAGGCAGCGCCGCCGUUGCUGGGGGAACGCGAAAGUCCUGUGCCGGCGUCCCGGCGCAGCGGCGCAGGAAGAUCGUAAACGGCAAGGGUGAUCUUCAUAGAAACUACUAAAGACUUCAGAGAAUUCAUUUUUAGGCAAAAUAAAUGAAAUAAGUUGGUCUAAUAAAGUAAAAUGGAUCCUUGCUCAGUUGGAGUUCAGCUUCAAGCCCCCAAUGAAUGCCAUAAGACCUAUUAUACCCGUCACACUGGCUUCAAGACUAAGCAAGAUGUAUCUUCAUCUGAUCUACUGUUACUUCAGCUUAGGACUGGAAUAGCCCUUUCAGAGAACGAUACAAUCUGCUUCCACCAUGCAAAAAUUUACAUUGAACGAUUCGAAGACUUACAAAAGUCAUGUUGUGAUCCCUUUAACAUACACAGAAAACUCUCAAAGAAAAGCUUACGAGCAAUUGACUUAGAUGAUGCAACUUUUCUAAGUGCCAAGUUUGGAAGACAGUUUGUACCUGGUUGGAAGCUUUGUCCCAAAUGUAUGCAGAUAAUAAACGGGAGCACAGAUGUUGAAUCCGAAGAGCGCCAAAGAAGAAAACUUGAUUCAGACGGGCGUACAGCUAAGGCUUUAAAGUCUCUACAGUUUGCUAAUCCAGGACGACAGACCGAAUUCACUCCUGAGACCAGCAAGAGGGAGAAAAGAAGGUUGCAAACAAAAAGUUCAGGAUUUAAUUCAGACAGGCAAGUUAUACCAGCCAAGAGUAAAGUCUACGAUAGCCAGGGACUGCUGCUUUACAGUGGGAUGGACCUCUGCGACUGUCUUGAUGAAGACUGCCUGGGAUGUUUCUAUGCCUGCCCCAAGUGCGGCUCCAACAAGUGCGGAGCUGAAUGCCGCUGUGACCGCAAGUGGCUCUAUGAGCAGAUUGAGAUAGAAGGAGGAGAAAUCAUUAAAAACAAGCACGUUGGUUAGCAUAUAUCCACAGUACCCCAUGCUUUGUGUAAACACAGCACCUUCAUUUGGUGGUUUUGUGAAAGCCACUGGAAUUGAUCACAACGCAUAUGAUUUGUGUGCUCACCUCUGCAUCCUUUUUCGUUAUGGAAGUUGUAAUCACUGUCUUCCCACACUUCAUUCUACCUUAUACUGAGUCUUGUUAGUUAUCUAAGUUCUCACUGAACAGUCUUUCAUUGCAUUUAAGUAUAAGGUGCUCAAUAGUCCUGUGAUGUAUCCUGAACCACUUGCAUUUCAUAUGCUGUUUCAGAGAUUGUACCAUCUUCAUAUAACCCUCUUUUUUCCUUCUCUAGUUCAGGAUUAUGUGGUUUGAAGCUGUCCUGUAGAGAUUCUCAGUGAAUUUACAUGCAGUAUUAGUAGAGCUCUCUUGGUAUUAAUAGAGAGUGAAAAAUUCAGUCCUCUUCACUAAAGAUGAAAUCAGAGGCACUUAGGAGCUCAGAUCUCACCUGAAGUUACUGGGAUUUGAGAUCAUGUUGUGAGUUGAAGCCUCACUGUGAAGUGAUACUAAAUUGUCAAGGGACUGAAAAAACAGAACAGUAUUUAGUUAUGGUACUGGUUUGUCAAAUUCUGCCUAACAGCUGGAAUAACUUAGCUGUAUUCAUUAUCAUUCUGUAUUUGGACUGAAACUUCAGCAGCCUUCUCCAUCUUUUUUACUUGUUUUAAAAGUAAAGAUUAACAUGCAGCUGAAAUAAAUUUGAACGAGCUAGUUCCUAAAUGCUGACUACUACAAAAAAUAUAAACCAACAAAACAACCACCAAAAUUGAGUUGAAUUGAAAUUUUUAUGUAUUAUCUAUCCUGAGAUCAUUAACAAAAACAGACUAUAGGUCUAUUUCUGGAAGAGAGAAUUACUAAUUGAAAUCUCAGUAACAUUGAGUGUUAUUGCUUGGUAUUUUUGUUGUGGUUUGGGUAAAUGUCCCAUUUUUAUGAUAAACUUUGCGUGUUCAUUGAGUCAUAUUUAUUCAAGACUACUUUUAACUACUGUUUUCUAAACCCUUACUUGGUAGACUUGUAUAUUCUUACUAUUUGUUUAGAGUAUUUUUUGCUAAGAGCUGCCAAAAUGCAGUUAUGCUUUGGGUUGUGCUGACAUCUGCUGGUCCUACUGAAGUAUAAGCAUCAACUUCUACAUUUGUGUUAAAUCUGUGGAAAUAAA
Molecule: messenger RNA, 2146 nt
Organism: Pogoniulus pusillus (Red-fronted tinkerbird)
Lineage: Eukaryota; Metazoa; Chordata; Aves; Piciformes; Lybiidae
Gene: ARL14EP
Product: ADP ribosylation factor like GTPase 14 effector protein
Exons: 4
Coding region: 174-956 (260 amino acids)
Cellular component (GO): intracellular membrane-bounded organelle
Source: RefSeq, a predicted model, not a curated record